Messenger RNA from Leptinotarsa decemlineata (Colorado potato beetle), 669 nucleotides. Its product is annotated as rifampicin phosphotransferase. Gene Ontology annotation, biological process: phosphorylation. Gene Ontology annotation, molecular function: kinase activity; ATP binding. Lineage: Eukaryota; Metazoa; Arthropoda; Insecta; Coleoptera; Chrysomelidae. The record is from RefSeq and is a predicted model, not a curated record.
ACGACAUAUUUAUUCUUUUGUGGAAGUUCAAGGUACCAAGUCAGAAUGAAUUUUUUAUUAUACUCCGUGGUCUAUUACUCCAGUUUACUUCUAACUCCUUUCAUUGUAUAUUCGGUCUUUUUUCGAAAAACAGAACGUAGUCGGUAUAGCAACAAAGAUUGGCUUUACCUCAUAAAAUAUUUCAUAGCCAAAAAGCAAGUGAAAAUAUAUCAAGAUAAGUAUAAAAUUCAUCACAAGGACUUGGGUAACAAAUUCGAAACUGAAUUUGACAUACCGACAGUAAAGAACACCAAUUCCCACAGUUUUCAUGGGACAGAUCAGAGAGGGAAUAGUUUGUUGUUGAGGUUAUCUGUUGGACCUGCUGAAAUUGCCGAAUUGAGUUUGUAUUUGCAGCUAGCAGAUGGUAAUUCAUAUGUACUCCCAGGAGUAAAUAGCGUUUUACAAACGAAUCUCACAAAAAAGCAAUGGGCAAUCGGCGGAGCAAAAAUUGAACUUCUAGAGGAAUUCAGAAAACUGAGAAUUAUUUUCAAUGGAUUAUUGAGAAAUAUUUCAUAUACUACACAAGAAAGAAUCGAACAUGUGCAGUUCAAUUUCAUGUAUGUUAUUAACCAUAUUAGCGAAAAACUCCUGCAGACAAAUUAUUAUCAAUUUUAGGAUAAGACUAUUGAC